AUGGCCGUUCUAUCAUUUGUUCUCUACGUUGUAGAGAACAAGUUCGAAAUUCUUUACAAAUCAUCGGAAUUGAUAAAAGAAGUCGACUUCCCAAACUUUCUUCCAAUUUUUGAAAUGGAGAUGAGCGAUAGGGAUAACAUGUUCAUCAAAGCCAUUUCCAGGCACGCCAAGACAAUUCCAAAACGUUUCGCUAACGAAACCGACAUGAAGCUCAUCAUCCUGGCUAUGACCGACAACUCUUUCUUCGACAUGGCUCUCAAUCUCUACAUGACAAGUUUUAAAAGGUUCAACAUCACCAACUUCCUGUUCGUUGGGGCGGGAAAUAUUGCAUGCCGAAGCUUACUAGAGCUGAACAUUCAGUGUUUUUAUUUCACUGAAGAUAAAAAUUCCAACGAAUCAAAUUUGUUCGGUUCGCUAAAGUUCGUACGAAAAAUGAACAUAAGAACGGAUAUGAUUAUUAAAGCACUGAGGGCCAAUUUCUCAGUACUUCAUACAGAUAUCGACGUCGUCUUCCUUAACAAUCCUAUGCCAUAUGUUGAGAAAUCAUUGAAAGCUUUCAACAUGGCUAUUCUUUGGGACUAUUCCGUGUACAAUGCUGGAUUUUUGGCCAUAAAACCAACGCAGUUUUCACUAGAAGUUUACUUAGAGAUGCAGUACAAAACAAACAAGUCGGCAUCGCUGGACGAUCAGACGGCUCUCAACAGCGCCAUCGGACAUCUGCGAAAAAAAUACAAAAAUAAUCCUCAAUUCAGCUCGGUUGGCGUACUGGAUAAAUCAAAAUUUCUAUGUGGAAAGUCUUAUUAUGAAGUGGUCGAUCGUAACUUUCCAACAAACAACGGAUCCAACAACUGUCCGGGCUGUCUGGUGGUGCACAACAACUGGAUAGUGACUAUGGAAGCUAAAGUCUACCGUUUCAAAGAAAGCCUCAUGUGGGUGGUCGAUAAAAAUGGAUACUACUCCGAUAACGAGAAAAAGUACUUGCUUUACAACAAUCCUUACCUCACUUCCCCGCCCGCCAAUUUCUCUACCGAAGUAGAGGAAUUGAAUGCUCUCAAAACUGCAUUUGCUCUGGCACAGAUGCUCAACAGAACACUGAUUCUUCCUAGAUUCCAUUGUCUCGGUCCAAAAAAUCCACGUGAAUGCUCCAUCUUACACUGGGUUUAUGUGAGAACGUUGGACGCUUUUUUUGAAUACAGAGAGAACAGCUUUCUCUCCAACGCUCUCGUUCCACAAUCCAUCAAAAAAGAUCUCAGUCAGCAGUGUCCAUAUGGAACCAAACAAAUAAAAAUUUCUAUAAAGGAAAAUCUUUGUUCACCGAAAUUGAAAAAUGACACAACAGGCUGUUUGGAGCCAGUCUGGAACUUCAUCGAUACUAAAGACAGCAUGAUGUUUAACGAUUUAGUUCGAUAUUCUUUUGAUAGAGGCGUUUCAUUAAACUUCAGAAAUUAUUCUCAAAUUCCUGAAAGGGAACUUUUAAAUUUAUUAAAUGGUUGCGACGAUCAAGUUUUGUAUGUGGCAUCUCUGCUUGGAGUUCAAGUAGUUUUUGAUGAGAAAUCCACCAGCGAAAAAUUUAAUGCAAAAAUUAAAGAUGGAAUAAAAAGAAAAAAUUAUCUUCAAUACUGA
Molecule: messenger RNA, 1623 nt
Organism: Helobdella robusta
Lineage: Eukaryota; Metazoa; Annelida; Clitellata; Rhynchobdellida; Glossiphoniidae
Exons: 5
Coding region: 1-1623 (540 amino acids)
Cellular component (GO): Golgi apparatus
Molecular function (GO): glycosyltransferase activity
Source: RefSeq, a predicted model, not a curated record